This is a messenger RNA of Hydractinia symbiolongicarpus, 2145 nucleotides long. RefSeq lists its product as uncharacterized. Gene Ontology annotation, molecular function: peptide-O-fucosyltransferase activity. The record is from RefSeq and is a predicted model, not a curated record. Gene Ontology annotation, biological process: protein O-linked glycosylation via fucose. The transcript has a single exon. The coding region runs from base 197 to 1795 and encodes 532 amino acids. NCBI's taxonomy places the organism in Eukaryota, Metazoa, Cnidaria, Hydrozoa, Anthoathecata, Hydractiniidae.
AAUCAAAAUUAAUUACAAAUUGAAACCGGGGACAAAAUUUCGUCGAAAUCAAAAUGCCGAUGGUAUCAAGAGACAUUGAAAAUAAAUAAGAUAAUUUAUGUAUGAACGAUCACUAGAUGCUCAUGUUGAAGAAUAAAAACAGUGGAGUUGUAAGAGUCUUUCACGGUGGUUCAACUUGUAAAUAUCGUUGAUCAUCAUGGCUUCAAGAAAUUGUCGAGUGUAUUUUAUAUGGUGUUUACUCGCUUAUUUAGUGAUCUUGUUAUACUAUAUAGGCGAAACAUUUUUUAGCGAACAUUUCAAAAUAAAUAAACAAACUAAAACUUUACUGGCAUUUACAAUAAAAUUGAAUAAAAAUGGCGACAGACACACUCAAGUAUUGGAUAACGCAGGUGACGAAAACCUUCGCUUUUCCUCGCAUGAUCGUAUUAAAGAUAUCGCACUUGCUAAAGAAAAUGUUCUUUCCAGUAAUGAACUUAUAUUUAUAAAUAAAAAAGAAUUUAAUAACGGACUGGUGCAACUCGAUAAAACAAAAAUAAAACAAACCAACAAGAAAAAUAUUGUUUACGAAACACAUCAAGAAGUGUACAGCAACAAGGAAAAAGUUAAAAUGCAUGACUCAACGAAAUAUAUUUUCUCUUUGCGGUAUUACGAACAACUAAGCAUGGCGACAAAAAAUUUGUUGUCAUUAGCGUCACUGGGCACGUCCACUGGCCGCCAUGUUGUAACACCAUUUGUUAAUAACUCAAGGUUUUGCGGAUUACGUUCUGGUACAUCAAUGUCCAGGCUAAUGGGAGCUCGGAAUAACAGUACUGAUGAUGUCAGCAAAUUUAGCAACAUGAGCACGUAUUUUAAUAUGAAUCAUUUUAAUAAUCAACUCUUAGAUCAUGGCUAUAACUCGCUUGUCUCGUUUAACCAAUUUAAAGCAGACUGUCCCCGCCUUGAUACUGUCGUUCAUUUUUUAUAUGAAGAAGAAUCAUCAACUAAAGACAUGGAGAAAUGGUACAAACUACCAAGACACAGAAUCGAUGAAAUAAAGGGUAGAGUGAAAAGAAAUGGUGGUAUAGACGAAUGCAAAUUUGUGCAAAAGUCAAAGAUCAGUCGCUUUCUUGGAAAUAUUGAAGUAAAGAGAUAUAUCUGUGUCGACCCUGAUGUUAUUAAAACAGCACAAGCGUUAGAGGAGAAGGUAUUCAAAAACUCUCAAUGCGUCGGUAUCAUUAUAUGGAAGGGAAUUGGUCCCAAGAGAGCACACUUCUCCUUGGCUCCUUCCAUCAGCAAAGCACUUCGUCCUUCAGACCUAAAACACAGUAAAAGGUUGAUCGACAUAGCCUAUUCAUAUAUACGAGAAAUUAUUAAAAGACCAUUUAUUUCUGUACACGUCCGUAGCGAACGCCACUUAAUUCGUCGAGGCUUGAAAGCUGCAAAAGUUUGUAUAAAAAAACUUCAGAAACAAAUUUUGACCAGAAAGUCAACUUUUAAUUUGAAAAAGGUUUUCUUGGCGAGUGAUUUGGUUCAUGGUUCAGACACGUUACUCAUGCAUUCAAAAGAAGAUGAGAGAAAAAAAUUGAAGAAGGAGUUAAACUUGACAUUAGAUAAUCCAUAUACCUUCAAUCCUGCUCAAUAUGAUUUGUAUGAUCGAGGCGAAAUUGCUAUAGUAGAGAUGCAUAUACUGAGCAUGGGGGAGUCGUUGUUCACCCUUGGGCGUGGUAAUUUUAAUGAAUGGAUAGUUGACCUCUUUUUGUUACAUAACGCUGAAGAUAAAUCAUUAAUUUAUAAAGUAUGCAAUGUAAUAAAUUAAAAAUAUGCUGCUUGUAAAUAUUGACUACUAGCUUUGGUUCCGGACUGCCUGAAUGUAAUAAAAAAUAGAAAAAAAGUCUGGAAUUAAGGUUGCUUAGAACUAUAUGACAGGUAUAUUUAUUAGAAUUUAGAAUUACCAUAAUUUAUUAUUUUUUCUGACUAUAAACUUUACUUGUAAACUAUCUCUGUUUUUGCCAGAGAAUAGAGGAAAAUACAAAGUAUUACAUAAAUCUUGUUCACGCGUCAUAAAUUCGACAAUCUAUCCUUUUAUUAUGAGUGCAGCACUUAAUAAAUACACGAUUUUUUACGUUUAAUUUAUUUUUUUGACAAACAUUUAAAAGUAAAAGAUAA